UGUAUACUGAUCUUGUUAUCUUGGUUGUUUCCUAUACAUGCUGUCCCAUGGACUACAUUUCAUAGUGAGUUACUCGCUUUUUUGUCAGGGUUGUCUUUGGUGGCUGGAUUGUCUUAUUCAGAAAUAAAAAUACCAAAGCCUCAAAUACUUGCCUUACCCAUAUUAUUUAUUCCUUUAAUUCAGUGGGGGUUCGGUCAAAUUCUUUAUUUUAGUAAUGCAUUGUUGUGUACUAUUUAUAUUGCAAUGUUUUGGCUAAUGGUUGUCGUUGGUUAUAACUUAGCAAUAGGUGAAAAAAGAAAAAGAGAAAAGGUUUUUAAAAUAUUCUGCUUCGUGGUGUAUGUUGGUGCAAUUAUUUCAAGAAUUAGUGAGUAUUUUAGUCCAUGGUUAAAUGUUUUGAGAGGAAAUCGUCCAUAUGCAAACUUUGCACAACCGAAUAAUCUAGCUACUUUUAUCUGCAUAGGGCUAUUUGCUUGCUUAUAUUUCUAUGAAAAGAAAAUAAUCUCAAAUAUGAUUUUAAUCUCAACUACAUUUAUUUUUUUAUUGACUAUUGCAUUGACCCAGUCGCGUACAGCUUGGGUUGUGUGUAUAUUUACCUUUUUUUAUUUAAUGAUUAAGCAUUUUGGUAAAAAUAGACGCUUUGGUUUUGUGAAAUUAUUGGCUUGGGUUGGGAUAUUUAUUACUUUAAUAGUUUGUUUACCUAUAUUUAACCAAUGGCUUGUAUCAUUUGCUUCACAAGACAUAAUUCAAACAGCGACUGUUGCACAAAGAGCUUCUUCUGGUUAUUUACGCUUAGAUAUAUGGAACCAAGCUUUAGUUGCGAUUACUCAGCAGCCAUGGUUUGGUUAUGGGUGGAAUCAAACGGGAAUAGCGCAAAUUUCUGCUUUUGAUUCUUAUCCUUCGCAUGAAUGGUAUAAUACAGCACACAACGUAAUUCUAGAUUUACUGAUUUGGAAUGGUAUUCCAAUUAGCACUAUAAUAGUUUUUUUUAUGAUAAUAUGGUUGUUUUGGCUUAAUUGUAGUGUUAAAGAGCCCGUUUCAAUUGCUGCUAGUUUGAUGGUUUUUGCUAUCCUGAUUCAUGCUCUAUUGGAAUAUCCUAUUCAUUAUGCCUACUUUUUAUUGCCACUUGGAUUUUUGCUUGGAAUUAUUCAAGCACAAUAUAUUGAUUUAUCAUCACUAACUUUGAACAAGAUUUUAUUGCCAAUUUCUUUAUUUGGAGGGGUAAUAUUAAUUAUUAUUAUUAAUAGAGAUUAUGAGCUUUAUCGUAAACAAAGCUUAAUAGUUACUCGUGGUUUUGCAUUGAAUGACGAAGAGAGAGAAAGUUUUACAAAGAAAAUUAUUGUACUAGAUCAACUUCGUGAACGUGUAUGGUGGAUUGGUUUUAAUCCACAUAGCAAAGUGUCUGAUCAACAACUUGAGCAUAUCGGAAGAAUGGUGUCUAAUCUUGCUUCUAGAUACGAUAUUUAUAAAUAUGCACAAGUUUUGGCAUUUAAUGGUAAGAAGGCUGAGGCUGAACACCAGUUAUGGGUUUUAAAAAUAUUGCAUGGUCAAGAAAAGUCAUAUCAGGAUUUAUUACCUAUAUCAAUUGCAGAAAAA
Molecule: messenger RNA, 1593 nt
Organism: Oppiella nova
Lineage: Eukaryota; Metazoa; Arthropoda; Arachnida; Sarcoptiformes; Oppiidae
Source: the annotation of a GenBank genome assembly